GACACUCACACGCACGAUCCGGAAACCCAGCCGCGGUUUAUUCGCUAAGAACUCUGGGAAAAUAACCGGAAGCUGUGUUGAAGUGUCCUUGUAGUAGCUUGGUUUUGGUUUAAUUAUGUUUAGGCAUAUAAGGACCCUGAGGCAGGUGUCUGGUCGAACCUUUUCGAACAGUGCUUGCAGGCAGGUUGAAAACAAAGUUGCGGCUAAGCAGAAAGUGUUUCAGGAGGACAAUGGUGUGCCUGUUCACUUAAAGGGAGGUUCCAAGGAUGCCCUCCUGUACUCAGCAACAAUGGCCCUCACAGUCUUUGGAACAGGAUACGUCGUAUACGAGUUGUUUCGAGCAGCAAUGCCCAAGAAGAGCGAAUAAAAAAACAUCGAUGUGUUACAUGACUCCUAUCCAUCUGUGAAGAUUUCCUUUUUUUUUGUGCACAGGCUCAAUAUUUAUUGUUCUGUGGAUAUAAAAUGUAAUAAACCAUUAUCCAUUCUC
This is a messenger RNA of Silurus meridionalis, 487 nucleotides long. Its product is annotated as cytochrome c oxidase subunit 7A2, mitochondrial. Gene Ontology annotation, biological process: regulation of oxidative phosphorylation; mitochondrial electron transport, cytochrome c to oxygen; mitochondrial respirasome assembly. The record is from RefSeq and is a predicted model, not a curated record. Lineage: Eukaryota; Metazoa; Chordata; Actinopteri; Siluriformes; Siluridae. The transcript has 4 exons. The coding region runs from base 116 to 367 and encodes 83 amino acids.